CAUUGGCGAGUUCGUGAUGACCCGACCCUCGAUUCAGAUUCCGCCCAGGGGCAAGAUCUACUCUGCCAACACCGGCAACAUCGGAGAAUGGGACCAGCCCAUGCGCGAGUACAUCCAGACUAUCCGAGCUGGAAAAGGCGAGACUGACACGCCCUACUCCUUGCGUUACAUCGGUUCCAUGGUCGGAGACAUCCACCGAACCCUUCUUUACGGUGGCAUUUUUGCGUACCCUGCGGACAACAAAAAUCAGGACGGCAAGCUGCGACUGCUCUACGAGGGCGCCCCUAUGUCCUUCAUCAUGGAGCAGGCUGGUGGCAAGGCAAUUACGGGACACAGCCGGGUUCUGGACAUUCCCCCUGUCGGGGUUCACCAGCGCGUGCCGGUGAUUUUGGGAUCUGCAGAGGAUGUCGAAGAGUGCAAGAAGUUCUUCGACGAGAGCAACGAUCCAGCUUUGAAGGAGCGAUGCGAGAAACGCUUGCAGGGCCUCGCUGCAUGAGUUCCCUCCCGGCGUGGCAUCUCCGCUGUCCCACUGGUGGUAGCAUCCAUAGCUCUGAUAUUAG
Cladocopium goreaui is the source of this 560-nucleotide messenger RNA. NCBI's taxonomy places the organism in Eukaryota, Dinophyceae, Suessiales, Symbiodiniaceae. The record is from the annotation of a GenBank genome assembly.